AUGAACUAUUAUUCAGAUAGCGGUCGCUUUCAUGACGGCCAUUGCCAUCUGUCGCCUUCAAUCAACGCGGAAACAUUUGAAAGGUUUAGAGACGUGAUUUCUCACGCAUUUUGCCAUAUAGAUAAGCCUCUGGUAAACUUGAUGUCCACAAACCACAUAGAUUUGCACUUUAUUUACCAGUUAGCAUUGGAAAUUCCCGCUGUCUUUCCGUCUUAUGGUAUCCACCCAUGGUACUCACAUCUCUUUUCCACUGUCCCAGUCAAUACAGAAGAAGAAAAACGAAACCACUAUCACGAAAUCCUCAAUCCUGCCCCGUCGGAAGAGCUCUUGGCAAAUUUACCUAUGCCUAUUUACCUGGAAGAUCACACAAAAACCGUCGAACAGUAUUUGGAAGCAGGCGGAGCAAUUGGAGAAAUUGGACUGGACAAAGCGUUUCGCGUCCCCAAUUCUGGAUUCAUGGGACUUUCAGAGAAUUCCGGACUGAGUCCUUGCCGAGUGUCAAUGGAUCAUCAGAUCAAAAUAUUUGAGACGUUCUUAUGGAUCGCACAAGCAAAGAACAGGCCUGUGAGCAUUCACUGUGUUGGAUGCCAUGGCAAGCUGCUUGAUAGUGUCCAGAAAAUCAUGAAAUCUCCCGGCUUGCAAAGUUCUGAACUUAGAUAA
Molecule: messenger RNA, 660 nt
Organism: Ogataea haglerorum
Lineage: Eukaryota; Fungi; Ascomycota; Pichiomycetes; Pichiales; Pichiaceae
Exons: 2
Coding region: 1-660 (219 amino acids)
Molecular function (GO): hydrolase activity, acting on ester bonds
Source: RefSeq, a predicted model, not a curated record